GCCAAUCAGCGGCUACUCCUUCGCUACUCUGAGAAAGAUGGCGACUUUAUGAACGGUUUAGUGGGGUAUGGAGGCGGCGGCCGGACUCCCCCAUGGCAAACAAACGGCGGCAAGCGGUGUCGGUAACGGCAACUGAAAAGCUGAUCAUAACGAGCCCGGCGAGGCGGAGCAAUAGACGAAGAGCUGCUGUUGAAAGUGGCCAACGUGGUGGGAGUCCCUGUAGCGAAAACAGAGCGGAGGAAAGGUCUUUGUAUAAGACGCCAAAGAGAACUCAGGUGAGCAGAUCACGGUUGCCUGUUUUCAGUUCUCCUACAAAUGAAAUUGACAAUCAGCAAGAGAUCUUUUGGGAUCCUCAGUCACCUACAAUAUAUAAACUAGGCAACAGUCAAAAGAAACUGACAGUUGGUGGACAUACAGUUGAGAUCUCAGAGAUUGUUAAUCGAAUUGCUCCUCAGGAUGAAAAACCUGCCUGUUAUGAAGGAUCUUUUCUUGGGCUAUGGAUUGGUGAAGAUGCAAUUCCUUGUACUCCUGGAGUAACGAAAGCACGAUCGAGAACAAAAAUAAACACUGCAAAAGAUCAUCAAUUAAAACACGGAGAAGAGGAGCUUAUGAAAUUAGCAAAGCAGUUUGAUAAAAAUCUGAUUGAUGCAGUCCAGGAACAAAACUUUUUGCAGCCAAAUUCUAUCCAUGUUUCAUCAACAGCAAAACCAUCAACUGACCAUCAUAUCCAGGUCCAGAGAGAAGAUCAGUGGCAAUUGCUGAAUGAACAUCCUGCAUUUAAUUCUACUUUGUCCCAUGGGAGACUUAAGGAUAAUGCUGGGACAGCUAAGAGUCUUAAGAGCAGUAGUCAAAAAUCCAUUGAUCUAGAUGCUGAAGGGGCACUAAAUGAGCUUUUUGAUUGUUCUACCCAAAAGUGUAGUGGCCGAUUGAGCCAAGGUGUGUUAAACUGUUCCUUGAUCCCUGUUGUGCAGGAUAAGGGUACUUUGCUGGAGGCAGAGCAGCCUUCGGUUAGUGAUGAACCUCAAGGACAAAGUGCCAUGCAUCUUAAACAGCAUUCAAAAUUCCUUUUAACUGAAAAAGCUAAAACAACUUCUGUACAAACAUUUUCAUGUGAAGAGCUUUCUAAUAAUCCUGAGAAUACUUUCAGUGAUGACAACUAUGACUGGGAUGCUGAUCUGUUACCUGAUGAUUCACUUCUCAUGCAAAUUGUUCAGGAGCCCGAAUUGAUGAAAAGUGCAGAAGAUGCCCGUAUUUCUGAGGAAAAGGGAGAAUCAAAAAAAUGGACUGUAAAUUCCAAGAAGCCAUCUGUUGCCCAGGCUGGAGUUCAUAAUUCUUCCAAUACCAUACCAGUAUCAUGUGUUUACAUGUCAAACCAAAACAUUCAGACAGGAAAAGCCAAGAUUAUUCCUUUUCAUGAAGAUAGCUCAUUAAAAACCAACAAGGUGGAUUCAUUUUCUAAAACUAGGCAAAACAACACUCUGGACUAUAAUUUUACUUCAGUGAAAUCUGAAAACAAGAAUGUGCCUCAUGGCCCUUCCCAUCUUAAAAGUGCUACAAAUACAAGUUCUGAAAAAACUUCAAUUUCAUAUUCUGAUCUUGCUAAACUAUCGACUGGGAAAUUCAAAAGCCACGUGCAUAGCACGAGCUACAAGGCCUCAGUUGUUUCUGGCAAUAAAAACCAUCAUGAUCUAAAGACGGCAACUAACCAGGGAAACCCUGAUUGUCCACAACAGACAUCCGUGGCAAAGAAAGGCAUGUUUUCGUUCGAUGAUUGGGGUGAUCCCAAGUUUUCAGACGAUGUUCUAGAAUUGUUUUGUGAAUCUAAUACCUCUUGGGGCACCCACUGUGAUGAUGAUGAUGACUUGCUUUAUCAAGUUUGUGAUGAUGUAGAAAGGAAAACACAGAGCCAAAUGGGUAUGAAGGAAACUGGAAAAGGUAAAUCAAUGGCAAAGAGUACUUCCAAUUUGGCGCAGAACCUUUGUCAGCCAGGGUUUAAUCAAGGACUUUCCAUUUGCCUGCAGACUGAGAAGAAUCGUGCAAGCAGAAAGACCUUUUCGUUGGAUCUGCCCAUUGCAAUAAGGAAGAAUGAAAAUUCUGCAAAUAUGUCUACAGUGUUUGAAGGCAGCUUUGCAUCUGGAAUUGGCAUAGCUACUAUGUCCAGUGUGCAGAUAAAUAAUAAUAAUAGGCAAUGGCAGAAUGGCCGUGAUGUGGGCAAAAUAAAAACAAACUGCAAUCAGUUAUCUUCUGAAAAAUCCAAAUAUAUGUUCAAAAAGACCAGUAGUUCUCAAGCCCUUAUUUUGGACCAUAAAAAUGUGAAUGUAGGCAGUGUUUCUGGAACUAACAAGGGGCUGUGGGAAAGCAAGAAUGCACCAAAUAUUCCAUUUCAGAAAGUCAUGAAUGGCAAGCCAGCUGUUAAGAGCAUUGAUUUUGCACCAUCAGAGAAAGAAUAUAAAAGUAGGAGGUGUUCUCAAGAAGAAAUUGCACGGAAAAAGCAAGAAGCUCUUGAGCGAAGAAAGUGUAAAAUGGAAACAUUGUUCAAAAAUGCUGCACCUACCUGAGUACUUUUCAGUACAGAAGAAUUAAUGGCAGGUGGGCAGUGGAGUCUUUGUCACUAAAAUAUAUGUAUAUAUUGAAGAGUACUGCCAAUUCCUUCACCUACCACUGUCUUUAUUCUACAGAAUGGCAGUAUUAAUUGCUUCUGAAUUUCCUUCCCUCCUUUUUGGAAACACUAUUGCUUACAACUGUUUUUUUAAAAAAUAAAUUAUUUAUUUGGACUUGGGAUAUUAGAUCUAUUGAACUGAUAUCAAUUAUUUUGUGAUUAAAUCAUGCAAUUUGCAUUUGUUAUUCCCAUGAAGCAUAAUGUGUCAGUUCGUACUUUGGGAACGUUUGAGAAGAUCAGUAUCCAGUUUAAUUAUAUAUUGAUCAUUUAAUCCAUUUCCCAUGCAACAUUAGUCUUUAAAUUUUGUAAUGAACAUUUUGUUUAUACUGAGGUCAUAAAUGACAACAUUCCAAGCUUUAAAGGGCGUACCAAUAAUGUAAACGUUUAAUAGUGAGCCUUGAAUGUAACUCACAGCUUGGUUCCAUUUUAAUUUUAUUUUAUCACUACAUUAUAAAGGACUGAUUCUGUAGUAAAAGCAUGUGAAAAUUUUCUAUCAUUUAUUUAUCAUUGUAAAUUACAUACAUGCUGUAAAUUGUAAUUAAACUGAUAGCAAUUUCUCUGAU
Ahaetulla prasina is the source of this 3222-nucleotide messenger RNA. It is a transcript of the gene ETAA1, whose product is annotated as ETAA1 activator of ATR kinase. The transcript is spliced from 6 exons. Lineage: Eukaryota; Metazoa; Chordata; Lepidosauria; Squamata; Colubridae. Bases 93 to 2558 code for a protein of 821 amino acids. The record is from RefSeq and is a predicted model, not a curated record.